AAAAUACCAGAGUCGUAUUUAAACGAAUAAAAGAAAUGUCAAUCUACUACUUCGCAAAAGCCCGAUGUAUGAAUACGAUGGAAUAGAAAUAAUGAGUACAUUCAGCAGCAGCAAAUAGUCCUCGUCUAAGAAGUGGUGGUUACAUAUUUUGGUGAAAAAAGCAAAAAAAAAAAAAAAAAUAAAAAUAUUAUUUAGUACAAGUUACACAAAAAAAGAAGCAGUGGAAUAUUCAAAGGCAAUCUAAGCGAAACAAAUGUUUUUAUGUUUGUUACUUUAAGUUUGGUGUUUGUGUUGCAAAUUUUCAUCAUUCCAAAAAGUUGCAUAUUUUCAAUUAGCAAAAAUUGAAUGCCUAAAAUUAUACCACAAAAAAAGAAAAGAUUUUCCAAGAAGAAAUUUGAUUUGCUGGAGAAAAGCCCAAAACAAAAGAAAAACUAAAUAAAAAGCAAGACGAAGCAGAAGUUUCAAGAACAAGUACCUACAUAGUACAAUACCACCCCAGAAUCCUCAAUCAGCGAUAUUUUUAAAACGCAAAAACGGACAUCUGAUACUCAGAUCAGGCAAAUUAAAAUUGGCUCAUUGAAUUGGACCACAGUGAAACUGAAUUGCGAAGCAACAAAAAAUAUAUGAAAAGCAAGUUAAAGCUGUGAAUAUGCGUGCGUUGAUCGAGGAUACAAAGAAACUGAGUGUGAAUAAUAAUAAUAACAACAACAAUAAUAGCAACAGCAGCACCAGUACCAGUACCAGUGGUGGUGGUAUUGUCAAGACUACAACAACAGGAAACAACAGUAGAAGUAACAGGACAUCUGGAACGGCAACUGCAAGAAACAAUCUUAGUGGUGCCAGCAAGACAAAUCAAACGCAAUUGAAACAAAAGCUACAAAUUCAACAACGGUGCAGUGCAGCAACCAAGACAUCCUUUACUAAUAAAGCUAUGCAACAACAACAAAAACAGCAACAAACGACAAUAACAAAUACGAGUACCAACAGUAAUACAAAAACCACAAAUUGCCCUCCCCCAGCUGGGGUGAAACUACGUGCAAAACAGCAACCACAAAAGCAACAACAGCAGCAGAAACAACAACAACAACAGAAUCAGAAAAGCGAUAAUCAUCACAACAACAAUUCGUCAUCAUCAGCUGCAGUUGUGGCCACAGGAAAAGUUGAUACCUCAUCUUCGUCACCUGGCAAAGCCCUAUCUAAGCCACCCUCUCAUGGCACAACCACAAGCGAAGAAAUUUCUGGUGGUGUCCAAGACACCAUUUAUUUAUGCAACUUUCGGGUAUCCGUCGAUGGUGAAUGGCUAUGCCUAAAAGAGUUGCAAGACAUUGACAGCACUCCAGCACCCAUCAGUGCUUCGUCGGGUGUCAUUUCUGGCAGUGGUGGUGGUGGUGGUAGCAACCGCAAUUCUCAGUACUCGCAAAAGAAUAAACGCUACUCGGCUGGUGAUCGUCACUCCUAUGCCGGCAGUGGCAGCGGUGGCCCUUUCGAGGAUAAUGCACGCGAUCCAGCCGAAAUCGAGCGCAGUAAUUUGGUAAAUAUCUGUAAAUUGGUAGUCAAAGAAUUGCUAGAACAAUCGGUGCGUUAUGGUCGUAUGUUGGACUCGGAUCAUUUGCCAUUGCAACAUUUUUUCAUUGUUAUUGAACAUGUACUGGGUCAUGGGUUGCGAACAAAAAAGGGUUUAUUGGGUCCACGCAAAGAAUUGUGGGAUCUGUUGCAGUGUGUCGAAACGUAUUGUCCCGAGGCCCAAGAUAUAACGGCUAGUGUGCGCGACUUACCCACCGUUCGCACUCACAUCGGUCGUGCCCGGGCCUGGUUGCGUAUAGCGUUAAUGCAAAAAAAGUUGGCCGAUUAUUUGCAGGCUCUGAUCGAGCAUCGUGAGGAUGCCCUUUAUGAUUACUAUGAACCACAUGCUUUAAUGAUGAGCGAUGAGAUUGUUAUAAUUAUGGGCAUUUUGGUGGGCUUAAACGUCAUCGAUUGCAAUCUUUGCGUUAAAGAAGAGGAUUUAGAUUCUCAGCAAGGUGUCAUUGAUUUCUCAUUGUAUCUUCGUUCAAGUUCUCGCAAUAAUGACAUUGAAGAAGAAAAUCAACAGCAGCAACAACAACAAACAAAUAUGGACGCCAAUGGUCAGGGUAACAUGAUUGCGGUUUUAGAUCAAAAGAAUUAUAUUGAGGAACUAAAUCGUCAUUUAAACGCAACGGUUGCAAAUUUGCAGGCCAAAGUUGAAUCUUUGACCACCACAAAUGCUUUGAUGAAAGAGGAUUUGGCUAUAGCCCGAAACAGUUUGUUAGCAUUACAAGCCGAAAAUCAGGCUAUGAGGCAAAAUUCUAUUGCAAAUGUCGGACCCCCAUCUCUUAAUUCCAAUCAAAGUGACAACAGCUCCAACAAUUCCAAAGAUAAUGACAAAAAUGCUGUCGAAUCACUAAAAACCGAAUUGGACAAGGAAAAGAAGAAAACCAUGGAACUGGAGAAAGAAUUAAAAUUACAAAUAGCUUUAAAGGCUGAAUCCGAUAUGGCCAUGAAACUCUUGGAAAAGGAUAUACAUGAGAAGCAGGAUACCAUUGUAUCUCUGCGACUGCAGCUGGAUGAAAUAAAACAAAUCAAUUUGGAAAUGUAUCGUAAAUUACAGGAAUGUGAAGAUGAACUCACGCAGAAGGGCGAAAUGGUAGCUCGUCUGCAAAACAAAGCCUCGCAAAUUGGCAACAUUCUACAAUCGCUAGAAAAGAAAUACGAAAGCAAAAUGGACACCUCAAUGAUGGGCUCGUCGUCGUCGGCAACGGGAAAUCCAGCGGAAAAAUCACCCACCAGUCGCCGGCAACAGAAUCUACAAAUCUUCGAAGCAUUAACCAAAAAACAUAAACAAGACAUUGGACCACCUAUGAAACGUUUACAUUUGAAAAUGGAUGGUAUACCGCCAUUUAAUCCUAACAAUUAUCGUAAAUCCCCCUCGGCCACAUCCGAGAAAUUCCAUGAAUCUAUACCGGAAGUAAAGACUCCAAUGUCAGCUAAAUCGCUUAAGCUGUGCAUGGAUGAGGGUACCGACAGUGCCACAGUGGCUGAAAAUAAUGUGCAUAAUAAAAAUUCAGAUUCAGAAAUGCUAACGGCAGCUUCAUUGCCCAAUAACAACACCGCGACUGCAGCGAUAAGUGGAUUUUAUGAAUCUGAAGAAAAGAAGGCGACACCAACUCCUCCACCAGCAACGGCUGUUAAUUAAGGAAAAUUGUUUGUAUCUCUGCCUCUGUUUAUCUUCUUUUAGAAGUUGAAAAUUUUGUUAGAUUAUAAAAAGUUUUAUUGCAUUUAGUAUAUAUUAUAUUUAUAAUAGAAAUUGAAAUGUAUUGGUAUAUUUUAUUUAAAGAUUUUCCAUAUUACUAUUGUUUUCGAAUUGUAAACAUUAGUUUUUAAGAUGAAAGGGGAUUCAAAUUCGCUAAUUUUAUAACUUGAUAAUUAUCUUAAAUAUGCAAGAGUGAGUUCAAUACGCAUGUAACGUCAAUCUACGCAUCAUGUAAGAGUCAUACAUAAAGUGAACUUUUCUACAUUUUAUAUUUAGUACUUGUAAAACAUACUUUUGAGCUGUUCCUCCGACAAUUUUUAAACCUCAAAGGAUCGUUAUAUUAUAAAAACUAAUACUACACAAUAGUAUGUAAUAUAUGUACACUUAAAUUAUAUAUUGAAUAAAUUGAUUUAUGCUGUAUUUUAAAUAGUUUCUUCUUAGUAUAAAAAUUCUGAGAAGAACCUCAAAGUAUGCAAUAAAAAUGCUAGAUAUAAACGUGGAACAAGUAACGUUACAUAUGACACCAACAUAAUGUGUAAACUAAUUUUUACAAAAAAAAGUUGGUUGAUAUCAGCGUUCGAAAAUAAACAGUACACUAACAUAGUGUACUGUACCGGUACAGUAUCACUAAAAAAAAAUUUAGCGGUAGUGUUCCGGUACACUACCACUAAAAAAUAUUUUAGUGAUACUGUACCGGAACUCAACGAUGAUCGUAGUGUACCGCAGUCGGAGCGCUAAAAAUCGUAGUGUACCGCAGUCGGAACACUAAAAAAUCGUAGUGUACCGGAGUCGGAGCACUAAAAAAACGUAGUGUUCCGCAAUCGGAACAUUAAAAAAUCGUAGUGUAGCACAUGACCACAUUAAAAAAUCGAAAUCAUAAAACUGAUUUUAAACACUCAGCCAUACACUAUAAAAUAUUUAGUUUUUUACACCAACACUCAUUCAUUUUUCGGUACCACAAAAUAGCAGGUAAAUUAUUUGCAUAAUAACCCAUUGCAAUGCAACCACUAAAAUACCCUUUUUCGCGGAAAAUUUCAAUUUUGAAUGGUUAAAUACAAAUUAUUAUGACUUCAGAUUUGGUCCUUUUUUAUUCUUUCUACCUAUUCCCAUAUUUUUCUACUUUCUUCAAUCUUGCAACCAAUCUAAACAUACAUGACAAAUAAAAUAAAUCCAGCUUUUAUUUUCAUAAUAUUGAAUUAUGAUAGUAAUUUUUGCAUUAUCAAAAACAUAAAACAUCUAAUUUUUCUCACAAAUCGUAAACAACACAUUCCGCCAUGCGGUACACUACGAUUUUGUAGUGCUCCGACUGCGGAACACUACGAUUUCGUAGUGCUCCGACUGCGGAACACUACGUUUUUUAGUGCUCCGACUGCGGUACAGUACGAUUCUUGUUGUGCUCCGGUACAGUAUCACUAAAAUAUUUUUAAAUGGUUGUGCUCCGGUACGGUACAUUAUCUUAAUGUACCACUCCACCUAGGAACGGUACAGAACACUACGGUACAGUACCAUACUGUUUAUUUUCGAACGCUGGUUGAUAUACAUUCUAUAUUUUGUAAGAAUUGCAAAAUAUCGCUCGUUUAUAUCCUCUAUCCCACAUAGUAUGGAGAGUUUUUCAUUACGACGUAGCUGGCCGUGACAUUUUUAUGGGAUUGAAAAAUACCCCAUUUCGGUCUACGCUUUCGCACUCCACGUAUUCGUAUUAUGCCCAUAUUACGUUGCUUCCGUGAUAUUCGGUGUGGUUGUAUUUCCUUAUCCCCUAUACUACGAUAUCUCCCCGUUAUUCGGGGAGUUAAAUUUUUUCCGGGAAUUGUUUCAAAAUUUAUUCUUGGAUUUUGUAAUUAGCGCUACCACCAGAUUCUACUCGAGAGUUAAACAUAUUCACGAGAGGGAGUGCUUGAAGAGUAGGCUCAAAAUCAAACGCCAUAUUUUUCCAUUUUUUUUAAAUUUUAUUGAAUGAAAGCAAAAACUGUCGGAAAUAGCAUCAAAUUUUAAAACAAGUUAAGAUUUGUUCGAAUUAUGGCCUUCAAAGGGCCAAUGAAACCGUUACACGCUGUCCGAAUCUCGCUCUGCGGUAUUUUGGCCCAUUCCCGGCGAAGCGAUUGCUUGAAGUGAUAAACACUUUAGUAUUUUUUAGUGCCAACCUUGCUUUCCAAAAUACUACAGACACAAUAGUCCAACGGAUUGGUAUCCGGAGAUUUUGGUGGCCAUUGUGCGCUGGAAAUAAAGCGAGGAACCUCAUUUUGUAACCAUUCUUGGGUGGACCGUGCUUAUUGGGAUGGUGAUGAGUCUUGUUGGAAUGUCCAAGGUCGCGGGCAAAUUGAUUGCGUGCCCAGGGCUUUAAUACACCCUCCAGGGUAUUUUCGCUAUAAUAUCCGGCAUUUAUUCUGAUGCUACGGUCGAUUAAUACGAGCGGAGAGCGACCAUCGGCUGUUAUGGCGGUCCACACCAUCACCAUGGCCGGCGCUUGAGUUCUUGUGGUCAACCGAAGGUGCACAUUUUCAGCUGACCUCUUUGGCAAGUAAACACGAUCAUUUUGUUUGUUUACAAACUGCUGGGCAACAAAUGCAGUCUGAAGUUGGCUGCAGUUUUUCAUCUCACCCUGUAUUUAUUAUGUUUUCCGUAGAUACAUUAUUAUUUGCUAUCGAUGGACUUUUACAAGUCGGGAUUAAUGUUAUGCAUUCCAGCAAACGUUGGUACUGCCACAUAUCCUAUACAUUACCAGUAUCUUAAUUCCGAUGAGACUUUUGCACAAUUUGAGUUAGUCAAUACAUUUUCAAAGCGUUCUGAAUCUCUUUUACUGGCUUAUAUUUUAACCAUUAUCUGGUAUGGGCAGAUAAGGUGAUCUAAGAUCUGUUUCACAACUCAAUUAAAAUACUACCUGUUAAAUUAUAUAUAGUAGCCUAUGUUAUUUUUAGAAUAAACCCUUUCAAACCUCUCUCUUAAAGUAGAACUUCUAUACUGCUUAUCGGGUUUAUCAUUUAUCGUUUCUCUUUGGAACGCACUCUAGUCAUUGCCAAAAUUUAAUAUUUCUCUUGAGAUCUUUUAAAAAUAAAUUUGCUCUAUUCUCCUACAUUUCAUAAUAUUGUUUUAUUUUUGCUUAACUCUAAGCCACACCAAGAAAAUUCUUCGGAUGAGUAAGUUUGGAAAUGGGAGAAAGUUUUGUGAGAAAGAAGGGAGUCGAACCAACUUUUUCUUUUUUUCAAAGUUCUCUACAAAAAUCUUACUCUACAUUUACUUAAUUAUGGUAUUAAAAUUUAAUUUCUAUGAUAUUUCUCAUUUGAAAAACAAAAAUUAAUUUGUAAAAUAUUUCUUAAAAUAAAGCAAGACAAUUAGAUGUAUUAUAAAGAAAAAUAUUUAAUUUAUUAAAUAUAUUAUAUUAUAAACACAAGUAAAUUAUGCCUUUAAAUAAAAAAAAAAACUAAAAUGUUAUGAAAAAAAAAAUUAAAUAAUAUAUAAAUUAUAUAAACGAUAGUAUAACAACACUAUUUCGAAAUAUUUUAGGUGCAAUUUAAACCUUUUGUUUGUCUUGAGGUUUAUAAAGCAUUUCAAUGCUAACUCAAAACAUUAUAUUUUUGCUGUCAAAAUUUCUAGUUGAUACAACCGGGUUUGAAUGAAAAUCUGUCUAUUUCAACGGAAACCUCUUAACAUUUAUAUUCAUUUUAUAUUGCUUUUUGAAACAAGAUUUCAGUUAUUUUUUUAAAUAAAUCUUGUAUGAAUAAAAAAAAAAUAUAAAAAAGAGGUCUAAAAUAUGUAUACAGGGUGCGAUAAAAAAAGCUGCAAAAAAAGUCAAACGCCAUAAUUUUUAAUUUUUUUUUCAAUUUUAUUGAAUGAAAGCAAAAAAAGUCUGAAAUAGCAUUACAUUUUAUAAUUAGUUUAGAUUUGUUCGAAUUGGUCACCUUUGGCACGAAUUAAGGUCAAUGAAACCGUCACACGCUGCCCGAAUGUUGCUCUGCAAGGUGAUCGACACUUUGGUAUUUUUUAGUGCCAACCUUGCUUUCCAAACUACUCCAGACACAAUAGUCCAACGGAUUGGUAUCCGGGGAUUUUGGUCUAACGAAUGUUUUCUCAUCGGAGAAAACCAAAUUCGGCAGUUCUUCACUUUCGGCCAAACGAAGCAACUCUUUAGCUCUUUUGAAUCUACUUUCUUUAUGUUGCGGUAUAAGUUCUUUCAUUUUUUGGAAUUUCAAUGGCUUUACCCCGAGCUCAUUUUUCAAUAUUUGCCGAAUGGAAUAUUGCGAUAUGUUCGGCUCACGAGCCAAUUUUCGGCCACUGUUACGGGGGUUUAGAUCAAGUCGCUUCUUUAAUUUUCGAACCAUUUCUGCUAAUGUUGCUGUUUUCUUCCAUCCACUACCUUGACGUCGGGCUACGCUACCAGUAUCACGGUAACGAGCGAUGGUACGAGACACAAAAGAUUUAUUCACAUUUAAAUGCUGGAGUGCUCUAACGAUAGCCACUUGUGGUUUUCCAGCCAAAUAUAAAGAAAUCACACUAUCACACUUGAAUUAUAUCACGAAUAACUUUUUUUUGGAAAAUGCUCACCAAAAUGCUUCUGUACGCUUGUAAACAAUAUGAUGAGCUGUAAUUUUAACAGCUGUCGGACGAGUGUCUUAGAAAUGACAGCAGUCUGAAGUUGGUUACCGUUUUUUCAUCUUACCCUGUAUAUUGGAUUAAAACUAUAUUUCGUUCAAUUAAAAGAAAAUCUUCGAAAUAAUCAAAUUUGUUUACUUUCAAUAUUUGCUCUGGCCUUGAAAAAAAAUUCAAACUAGUAGAUUCUUGCAGGUUCUGGAACAGACCAAUUUAUUUAAUUUCAAUUUUUUUCAAAUUUUCAAAAUAACAUUUCUCAUUUUGAAAUAAAGGAAUAUAUAAGAUAUUGUGAGUUCAAAUUCAAUACGUUGUCUGUGAGUUUUCUUCUUGGGAUUCCGAUCCCCAGCAAAGUGAACUUGUUUUGAAUUACAACUAUAAUAUUUCGAAUAGUAAUUCUAUACACUAAUGGUAUGGCUAAUGGUAUGUGGUACCUAGGACUUGUAUCCCAUGAAAAAAAGAAAUCCUAGAUGUUGUAACAAAAAAAAAUUAAAAA
Musca domestica (house fly) is the source of this 8345-nucleotide messenger RNA. Its product is annotated as protein RUFY3. Gene Ontology annotation, molecular function: metal ion binding. Gene Ontology annotation, cellular component: cytoplasm. The record is from RefSeq and is a predicted model, not a curated record. NCBI's taxonomy places the organism in Eukaryota, Metazoa, Arthropoda, Insecta, Diptera, Muscidae. The coding region runs from base 650 to 3211 and encodes 853 amino acids. The transcript has 8 exons.